UAUAUAAGAUAAAUGUAUUUAUUGAUAAAUACUCAUAUAUUCUUUCCGGAGAAUUUACGCUCAAAAGGAUCGUAUUAAAAUGAGGGCACGAUGUCACAAAAAACUUUCUUUAACUGCAAUAAAAUACUUAGUUGUAGGAACAAUUUUAUUUGCGUUAGGGACGCAAAUUGGUAUGGCAAUGUGGAGUAAAUAUGUCGUUUAUACCUCAUUCACACGACGACGUGAUAGGACUCAUACAGACAUUCAUUCAUCAAAUAUCAUAAGAACUUCUACACAACGAAAUACUAAAACAACGGCAGUGAAAACAACAAGACCUAUCAAUCCAACAAUUGGAUAUACUUCAAAUAUCGUGCAAUGGACGUCCUCUGAAAUGGAGUGUUCUUUUAAUAAUAUUCCUACGAGACCACCGAUAGACGAGCGUCGAUAUUUCAAAGCGUUGCCUGAGAAAUUCGAAAGUACUAUAUGGCCGCCUGUCCGACGUAAUGACUGUGGCACAGGACGUCUUCAACGCCCGUGGUCGUUGGACAGGAUCAAAAAUCCAUGGAUGAUUUUUAUUGUCAAAUCGGCACCACAUCAUUUCCCUCAAAGGCACACAGUUCGUUCGACAUGGGGAUCAAUAUCUUCUUUCUACAAUAAAACCAUAGUAGUUAUCUUCUUGCUUGGAUUGCCAUCACUACCAAACAAAGAAACUUUGUGGCAGAAAGCCAUUGACGAAGAAAAUCUAGUAUUUGGAGACAUAUUACAAUGCCACGUUUUAGAUAGCUACAAAAAUCUACCAAAUAAGGUUCUAGAUUCAUUUCAGUGGGUAUUGAAGCAAGAUUACAGGGGAAGUUUCUAUACAUUAACAGAUGAUGAUUGCAUGAUGAGGAUUACAAACAUUCAUAUGUAUUUUGAUCAUCUGUCAAUCGAUGAAGCUCGUCACAAUAUUUACUGCGGGUUUUUAUAUGACAGAGAUAAUAAAGCAAUUCGUGCUGAAAAGAGCAAGUGGUCGAUGAGUGCAUGGCAGUAUUCAGAAAGAUACUACCCUACGUUCUGUCAUGGUGGAAUGUACACAAUGAAACAACCAAUGUUGAAAACGUUGUAUUGCAUCUCUGAAGUUACAAACACGUCCGGAUUUCAUUUAGAAGAUGUCCUGAUUACAGGCAUAUUGCGUGAAAAAAUCGGGGAAGGAGAUGUCAAUAUAAAACCAGUGACAACCAACACAGGUAAACGACUAGAUUUAAUGUACUAUCCAUGGGACGACAAUGCUGCUCGAACUCUGUGGAAAAUGAACCACAAAUGGAUAGCAUGGAACCGGACACUCUCCCAAUAUCGAUACCGAGGACUUUUAAAAAGUAAACCACUGCCAAGUCGUAGAAAUCGAUUGGAAAUAACUAAAUUACAGUCAUUUUGGCGCCAACAAUGGAUAGACAAUUUUAAUGUUAAUCCUAAACCUCACGUUGAAUAUGAAAACCGAAUUUCCUGACCUACUCUCAGAUGCAGAUUUAGACGAUAAAAUUCUAUAGCCCGAGAAUGGCAAAAUAUUUUUUAAUGAAUGAGUCAAAAAUUAUAUUAAUAUUGUAAAAAAGAAAAAGAAGACUGUGUGUCAUGGAAAUUUUCCAAUGUAUGCAUCGAUGAGAAACUUGCAGUUGCACCUUUUCGAAAGUCCCAUAAUUCUUGAUUGGUAUUUUAUAGAUUUCAUUUGUGUAAUUUUACACAUACAAGGCUCAUAUCAGAAUUGAGCUGAUUUCUGGUACUCGAUUGUUACGAGUUUUCCAGUUGUGUGCAAAAACGUGGAUUCGCAUGCAUAUGAAAUACUGAAAACCUACGGGUAAUUUUUCCAUUGUUUCGAAAGAGUUCAAAAGAGCAACUCCACUCUGAUAGAAUUAUAUUUUUCUAUCGACAAGCAGCCGCAUUGAAGUCACUACCUCACUGCCCCGUUGUUAUUUUAAAAUUCUGUUGUCGUCAAUUUAACGCUAUAAGAUUUUGUUUUCCAACCGACAAUUGCACGUGGGAGAAAAACAAACUGCUAAUUAGCAUAUAAUUCUCGUAUACCCCGCCAAAACAUUCUUCUGCCAUUUUGGCUAUGCGAAAAGAUCCCACUGUAGCAAAACAAGUUGCAAUAAAUGAACAGUUGAAUUGUAUUUGGGAAAUAAAUAGUUGGGCCAUAUACGCUGUAACAGCAAUGUUGUCAGUAGAUUGGAUGCAUACCACGAUACCGGUGUAGCAAAUGUGGCGGUAUUCACUAUAAUUUAUCUCGUCAAUCAACUCUUUGUAUUAAUAGUAUGUAAUUCAUUUGUCCUAUUUUCCUGAUUAUGAUUUAUUGCGACAAGGCUUAGCAAUGGAUUAACGGGUGAAAUACGCACGUGCUUAUGUCACCAAGGAAAAGAGGGCACCACAGAAAUUUCCAUUCCUUUAUUACCGCGACGCCGGCUAAACUGAACUUAAACAUAUUCCAAGUGCAGUUUUAAGUAUUUUAUGGCGUCUGAAGCUGCCGCAGAAGAGAGAGAGACCCAGUCUAAACCGAAAACUGUUCCGCUUUUUGUUAAUUAUGUUUUUGUUGUGUAUGUGUUUACUGGUGGACAAAACAAAUUCUUUCUCUCUCUAUUUCCUGAGACAGGGAAGCCAACGAGGCGGCUUAACCGGGGGAGGGCAUGGUACGGAUCCGUGCCGUUUUGAUCGUCUUGGGUGAAGUCAAAAUUGCUAAUGGUGACUCAGCAAUGCAUAAUAACAGCUAUACUACAAGUUUUGACGGAGUAUUUUGAACAGUAUUGAAGUUACGGCGAAUGCUACAGGAAACAUUCAACAACUGACGCUUUUAAAAUGUAUCGCAGUUACGGCGAAAUGCUACUCAAAACACUUAACGACUGAAUCUUUAUAACAGUACUGAUGUACUGUUAAAAACCACUAUUCGUUGAACUUUAAACGCAUUGGCCCGCUUGAAAUCAAUUUCAGUUGUUUUUCUUUCUCAAUAUAUAUAUCAUCUAAAAUCUCUAUAAUAUAUAUAUGUUUGUAGGCAUUGGAAAUAUUUUCAAAAAUUAUAAUGUAAGUCAAUCAUAAUUCGGCAUUUAAUCGGCAAUACUGAACUGAUACUUACUUAUUCAUAUCCAGAUAACACGGAACACUAGUUACAUUCAUAAAAAGUUAUGUGUAAAUUUAAUUGUGCAGAUAAGUCAAUACUAUUAUUAUAAUUUUUUUUUUUUUACAGAAUAAAAGCAUUAUUAGGGGAUUAAGUUAAUUUUUAAAAAUUUUUCCUCAUUAUAUUGUUAUAUUUUUGAACCUUUCAAAUGGGAAUAUUUGAAAACAACAAUACCGACAAUUAACCUUUGUAAAAAUGAAACAAAUUUUACUUUCAAAAAAAUAGGAUGAAUUUCAAAACACGACUUUAGCAUACAGUCACUUGUUUAAAUAUAUUUUUGAUUUAUUGUCACUAAUCUCUAAUAAGACGAUAUUAUUUUGAAUUAAUAAAAAACUGAAAUCACUGUAAAGACAUAUCUUUUCAAUAAAAUAAUAUGACAUAUUGACUUACAGUCAUGCAUCGUCAAUAUAACUGUA
Messenger RNA from Styela clava, 3534 nucleotides. RefSeq lists its product as uncharacterized. The record is from RefSeq and is a predicted model, not a curated record. Gene Ontology annotation, cellular component: Golgi membrane. Gene Ontology annotation, biological process: protein O-linked glycosylation. Lineage: Eukaryota; Metazoa; Chordata; Ascidiacea; Stolidobranchia; Styelidae. Gene Ontology annotation, molecular function: hexosyltransferase activity.